AUGGCUCCCCUCCCCAUCCCCUCCGAGAUCACCGGCGAGCGCCGUCGUCGCAUUUCGCAGACGUACACGCACCUCCACAAUGAGCUCGACAAGGACAUGGAGGCGCUCCGCGCCGACUACCGCCGUACUCACUACUUCAGCGCCCGCGCCAUCCAGGGUGCCCUGAAGAUGGUUGAUGAGAUUGAGCAGGGCAAGCGCGCUGUCCUGCACAAGCUCCAGCAGGAGGAAAUGGACAACCACCUCACUUCUAAGCUUAUCACCACCUCUGUCGUUGAGCAUGUUGGGUAG
Molecule: messenger RNA, 288 nt
Organism: Trichosporon asahii var. asahii CBS 2479
Lineage: Eukaryota; Fungi; Basidiomycota; Tremellomycetes; Trichosporonales; Trichosporonaceae
Exons: 2
Coding region: 1-288 (95 amino acids)
Source: RefSeq, a predicted model, not a curated record